AUGAGUGCCUCUAUCACAACCCUGUUGGCGCUGGUCAUGUUUUCUUUGGGAUGCAGUGUGGAAUUUAGAAAAUUCUGGGGUCAUAUAAGAUAUCCAUGGGGUAUCAUAGUAGGAUUCCUCUGUCAGUUUGGAGUUAUGCCGAUUGCAGGUUUUAUACUAGCAAACAUAUUCAAUGUCCACCCACUUCAAGCUGUGGUGGUGCUUAUCAUGGGAUGUUGCCCAGGAGGAACCGGCUCCAAUAUCUUGUCAUACUGGGUGGACGGAGACAUGGAUUUAAGUUUAAGUAUGACCACCUGCUCUACAUUGUUUGCUUUGGGCAUGAUGCCUUUAUGUCUCUUUUUGUACUCCAAAAAAUGGGUUGAUUCAGAUUCCAUCAUUAUACCUUAUGAUACUAUUGGCAUCUCACUCGUGACAUUGGUUGUUCCUGUUGCUAUUGGAAUGUUCGUUAACUAUAAGUGGCCAGAAGCAGCAAAGAAAAUUCUAAAGGUGGGAUCUAUUGUUGGAGCUAUUCUCAUUGUUACUGUUGCUGUAAUUGGUGGAGUACUGUACAAGGGAUCUUGGGUCAUCGAACCCAAGCUAUGGAUUAUAGGAACUAUAUUCCCAGUCAUAGGUUUCAUUGUGGGUUUUAUCUUAGCCAUUUUAGCUAAUUUGUCAUGGAGCAGGUGUCGCACUGUGUCAUUGGAAACUGGACUGCAAAACACUCAGUUAUGUUCUACCAUUGUACAACUCUCAUUCCGACCUGAGCAGCUGCCUCUGAUAUUUACUUUCCCUCUGAUAUACAGCAUUUUCCAGCUCCUUAUAGCCAUUAUAUUCCUAAUAGGUGAGUUCACAUAA
Messenger RNA from Staurois parvus, 834 nucleotides. The record is from the annotation of a GenBank genome assembly. Lineage: Eukaryota; Metazoa; Chordata; Amphibia; Anura; Ranidae.